GGCCAGCCAGCCACGCCCCGAUCGCCUCCCCGUCCCCGCCGCCCGGAAGGAACCGCUCAGGUGCCGAUGGGGCCGGGCAGCCACGCCGACCUGCCCGUCUCCUCCUCCUCCUCCUGCAGCCGGAGGAGCCCUCUAGAGAGCCGCCUGCUGCUGCUGCUGCUGCUGCUGCUGCCUGCCUGAUCCGGAGCCGCCUCCUCCUCCGCUGGGCGCCAUGUCGGACAUCCUGCUCAACCUGGAGACGGUGCUCCCACCCCCGCCAGCCCAGAAGGGCCCCGCGGGGGGCAACAAGAAGCACCAGCGCUUCGUCAAACGCCGGCAGUUCCUGGAGCGGAAGGGCUUCCUCAAGCAGAAGCAGCUGCCCCCCCAGCCGCCCCCGCCCAGGCGGGAUGCCUCCCUCAGCUGCCCCGCGGGGCCCCACCGGCCCAAGAAGAAGCAGAGGGUGGAGGCCAAAGAGGGCGGCAAACCCUCGCUGGAGGAGCGGCCCCCUUGCAGGCUCAAAGUGCCGCCCAAGGAGACCUCCGGUUCGGGCGCCGUGGAUCCCACAUCCUGGACCUCCGGCUCCUCGGCGGCGGCGGCUGCGUCGUCGUCGAGGAAAACGGGGAGCUGUGCCGGGAAGCCCAACGGGACCCUCUGCAGCCGGGGGGACGUUCCCCGAGUCAACCUGUUGAGCGAAUUCAAGAGUGGCCUCCCUGAUGCGCCGGGGCUCGCCAAGCCCAGCAAAAUGGUGGCCAUUGACUGUGAGAUGGUGGGCACGGGGCCCGGCGGGCGCAAUAGUGACCUCGCUCGAUGCAGCGUGGUUGGCUAUUAUGGCGAUGUGAUGUACGAUAAGUACAUCCGUCCCCUGAGCCCCAUCACCAAUUACCGGACUCGGUGGAGUGGCAUCCGGCAGCACCACAUGAGAGACGCCGUCCCCUUCAAGCUAGCCCAGAAAGAGAUUCUGAAGCUUCUCUCGGGGAAGAUUGUCAUUGGCCACGCCAUCCACAACGACUUCAAAGCCCUCAAAUAUUUCCACCCCAAAUCCUUGACCAGGGACACCUCAAAAAUCCCCCUGCUCAACCGGAAGGCCGGCUUCCCCGAGAACGAGUCGGCCUCCCUGAAGCGGCUCACCAAGCAGCUCCUGCUCCGAGACAUCCAGGUUGGUCACAAUGGACACUCGUCGGUCGAAGAUGCCAGGGCUACCAUGGAGCUGUACAAGGUGAUCGAGGUGGAGUGGGAGAGGCACUUGGCCACCUCCCCUCUCCAGGACGGACCGCCGGACACCACGUGA
Thamnophis sirtalis is the source of this 1267-nucleotide messenger RNA. It is a transcript of the gene ISG20L2, whose product is annotated as interferon stimulated exonuclease gene 20 like 2. Gene Ontology annotation, molecular function: 3'-5'-RNA exonuclease activity; nucleic acid binding. Gene Ontology annotation, cellular component: nucleus. NCBI's taxonomy places the organism in Eukaryota, Metazoa, Chordata, Lepidosauria, Squamata, Natricidae. The record is from RefSeq and is a predicted model, not a curated record.